Molecule: messenger RNA, 768 nt
Organism: Copidosoma floridanum
Lineage: Eukaryota; Metazoa; Arthropoda; Insecta; Hymenoptera; Encyrtidae
Product: putative MFS-type transporter C09D4.1
Biological process (GO): transmembrane transport; heme export
Cellular component (GO): membrane
Molecular function (GO): heme binding; heme transmembrane transporter activity
Source: RefSeq, a predicted model, not a curated record
AUGGGAAACGAAGAUCGAUCCACCAAAAACUCUUCUGCCAGCGUCAUUGAAGUUUCUCCAGAAAUUCCGAACGAAAGCGAAGCACAGGCGGAUCCCGUUGAAAUUAAAGUGUACAAAAAGAGAUGGUUCAUUUUGCUACAAUUCACGUUACUUGCAACCGGAAAUAAGUUCCAGUACCUCCAGUAUACCAUUAUUCAAAGCAUCGUAACAAGAUACUACGACGUAUCAACACUAGCAGUGCAGAGCACAGUCAUUGUGUUCAAUCUAUCGGUGCCGAUUAUGAUAUACCCCUGCACUUUGAUCAUGAACCGCUGGGGCCUGCGACUCACCAUGAUACUAGUGUCAUUGUCCACUUGUCUUGGCACGUGGAUAAAAUACAUAGCAACGUCACCUGACACCUUUGUUUUGGCAGUUCUCGGCCAGACACUCGUCGGAGCCUGGCAAGGGGUAGUGAUAUCCCUGCCCGGAAUACUUGCGGCACGAUGGUUCGGGCCCAACGAAGUUGCCACGGCUACGGGUAUGGGCUUCGUUGGUCAGAAGGUGGGCAUGGCGGCAAUGUCCUUUCUCGUGCCCGCCGUCGUUACAACGGAAGUCAGGGCUGCAGGUAUUCAGAGAUCAGUAUCGGCCUUUGUUUUGGCAGUUCUCGGCCAGACACUCGUCGGAGCCUGGCAAGGGGUAGUGAUAUCCCUGCCCGGAAUACUUGCGGCACGAUGGUUCGGGCCCAACGAAGUUGCCACGGCUACGGGUAUGGGCUUCGUUGGUCAGAAG